AUGAAUGUUCGAUUCCGUCAAGUCAAGUCCAGCAAAAUCAAGGUUGCUAUCAACAACGUGGCCACCAUGCAUCUGCAGGCCUCUGACACCUACAUGUCUCUGGGAUUCUAUUUCCAGUGUCAAGCUGUGUCUGUGGAUGGUAUGAGUACCUUCUUCCGAAAGUUGGCUGAGGAGAAGCAGGAGGUUGCCAGAAGUCUCCUGAAGCAGUCACGCCUGCAGUAUGAAUGUCCCCUCACCCACCAGGAAUCCAGGUCGUGUGAGUGGUCCAGCAGCCAGCAUGCGAUGGAAGUCGCCCUGGAAUUAGAAAAGAGCCUGUACCGGGAAGUUCUGGAGCUGCAAACCCUGGCUUCUGCCAACAAAGAUACCGACUUCGUCGCCUUUCUGGAAGACCAGUUCCUGGGGAAGGAAGCGGAGCUCAUCAAGCAGAUGCGUGACUAUCUGACCAUCAUCUGCAGGCUGUCUCACCCGCAGCUCAGUCUGAGCAAGUAUUUCUUCAAAAGGCCCACCUGUAAGCAAAAGUAUGAUUAA
Messenger RNA from Suncus etruscus (white-toothed pygmy shrew), 528 nucleotides. RefSeq names its product ferritin light chain-like. Gene Ontology annotation, molecular function: ferrous iron binding; ferric iron binding. The transcript has a single exon. Gene Ontology annotation, cellular component: cytoplasm. The record is from RefSeq and is a predicted model, not a curated record. Lineage: Eukaryota; Metazoa; Chordata; Mammalia; Eulipotyphla; Soricidae. Gene Ontology annotation, biological process: iron ion transport; intracellular iron ion homeostasis. The coding region runs from base 1 to 528 and encodes 175 amino acids.